Mastomys coucha (southern multimammate mouse) is the source of this 2174-nucleotide messenger RNA. RefSeq names its product UBA domain containing 2 (gene Ubac2). The record is from RefSeq and is a predicted model, not a curated record. Lineage: Eukaryota; Metazoa; Chordata; Mammalia; Rodentia; Muridae. Gene Ontology annotation, molecular function: protein binding; serine-type endopeptidase activity. The coding region runs from base 140 to 1177 and encodes 345 amino acids. The transcript is spliced from 9 exons.
CUUCCCGGCGGCUCCCGAGCGCCUCGCCGGGCCGCCUUCGCUCGCUGGUUGACAGUGCGCUUGCGCGGUCGCUGGGGGCUCUCCACCUCCGCCUCCCCUCCCCCUGACGCCCCGCGGGGGCUCCGGGCCCGGCGGGACCAUGUUCACCAGCACCGGCUCCAGUGGGCUUUAUAAGGCACCUCUGUCGAAGAGUCUUUUGCUGGUCCCCAGUGCCCUGUCCCUUCUGCUGACUCUCUUGCUGCCUCACUGUCAGAAGUUCUUCGUGUAUGACCUCCAUGCUGUCAAGAACGACUUCCAGAUUUGGAGGCUGAUAUGUGGAAGAAUAAUCUGCCUUGACUUGAAAGACGCUUUCUGUAGUGGUCUUCUCAUUUACAACUUCAGAAUAUUUGAAAGAAGAUAUGGAAGCAGGAAGUUUGCAUCCUUCUUGCUGGGCUCCUGGGUCUUGUCAGCCUUGUUUGACUUUAUCCUCGUGGAAGCUGUGCAGUAUUCGCUUGGAGUCACUGUGGCCAGUGAUUUACCUUCUGGAUUCUUGGCGCCUGUGUUCGCUCUCUUUGUACCAUUUCACUGCUCCAUCCCAAGAGUCCAGGUGGCGCAGAUCCUGGGCCCGUUGUCCAUCACAAACAAGACAUUGAUUUAUAUAUUGGGACUACAGCUUUUCACCUCUGGGUCCUACAUCUGGAUUGUAGCCAUGAGUGGACUUAUUUCUGGCAUGUGCUAUGACCGCAAAGUGCUCCAGGUCCAUCAGGUGCUCUGCAUCCCUGGAAGGAUGGCCCAGUUCUUCUCCUGGGCCCUUGAGCCCAUCUUCUCAUCUUCAGAACCCACCAGCGAGGCCAGGGUUGGGAUGGGAGCCACUGUGGACAUCCAGAGGCAGCAGAGGAUGGAGCAGCUGGACCGGCAGCUGAUGCUCUCUCAGUUUGCACAAGUGAGGCGACAAAGGCAGCAGCAGGGAGGAAUGAUCAAUUGGAAUCGGCUUUUCCCCCCUUUGCGUCAACGACGAAAUAUCAACUAUCAAGAUGGACGUCGGUCUGAGCAGCGAGCAUCUCCUCCCCUGGAAGUUUCUGAAGAACAGGUUGCCCGCCUCAUGGAGAUGGGAUUUUCCAGAGGAGAUGCCUUGGAGGCCCUGAGGGCCUCAAACAAUGACCUCAAUGUGGCCACCAACUUCCUACUGCAGCACUGACAUUCAGCUGCUGAAUGACAGUGAUGUGUCCCGCCACCACAUCAGCCUGAGGACCAAGCAGACUCCAGUACAGGUGUUCUCAAGAGGAGACGGUGGUUCCCACCAUACCCUGUCCUUAAAUCCAAGAUGGUUGCCAUGUAGUAUCAAAUAAGUUUGCCAUUAAAUUAGCAUGUAUUUUCUAUCUUUAUUUUUUUACUGGGCAUUUCUCAGUUUGGAGAGCCAUCAUUCUUACAUGUUCAAAUUCAUGACGGUUACAGGUCUUGGUGGCAGUUUUAUAGCAUUGAAGAGAGACAGCUAUCCUGAGGCUCCUGUGCUUGUGCUCACCUCUGUGAAGGGGGACAGGUCAUGUGACCUCAGGAUGGGUCACACUACUCUUUAUGGACUGUUUUUUUCUCUUCAAUUUGUAUUCACAUCUCAGUGGUUAUUCUGCUCAUACUGCCUAGACACUGGGCAGUGUCCUUGAGACCUCAAUGACAGAGGAAGCCAGAGAUUAGCUUCCUCCAGCCUAGGGAGUCUGUCCCAACUCCUGAUUUCAGUACAAAUAAUCUCAUGCUGAUGUGCAGUUCUGGAAUGCCCCAUGAUACCCACCUGGGGUUAUUUUGCUCAGAAUGCAUUACAGUGACCACUCAGGCUAAGGAGACUUAGUGGGGUUAUGCAGAGAGCAGGCGCUGGCCAGAAUAGCUCAGCCCCAGCCCACCCAGUCUGGGCAACCUACAGGCCCUUACACACACCACCAGCUCUUCUGGCCGCACAUCCUCCCUGCCCAUCCUUGCCCCUUGUAGUGGGUGAAGGGCUGCCCACUGUGCAGACAGUCAGGGAGGUGUAGGGAGGAGGCAGCACCCUGUGAGCAAGAACAGUUCUAGGAAUUGACAACCGUCCCAUAAGCAAACUGCAUCGGGUGUGUUCUGCAGGUGUGAUCUGCAAAAUGAGCAGCAAUGUGUCAAAUUGAUGCAAAUUUAGGUGUGUGAUACUUACAAUAAAGUUUUUAUGUGUUUUA